AAACAUUACAAUUUGAGAAAACUUAACGUUUUUUGUAAUGGCAACACCACCGUUAACGCCAAGAAUGAUGACUCCGACGACAAUGUCGCCUCUCGGGAGUCCAAAGUCGAAGAAAUCAACGGCGACGGUGCGACCGGAGAUCACGUUGGAGCAACCGUCUGGAAGAAACAAAACAACCGGCUCCAAAUCGACGAAACUCUUCCGCCGAGUCCGGUCUGUAUUCCGAUCACUACCGAUCAUGUCUCCCAUGUGUAAAUUCCCUGUUGGAGGAGGACGACUCCACGAGAAUCACGUUCACGGAGGGACACGUGUCACGGGAACGCUGUUUGGUUACCGCAAAACGCGAGUGAAUUUAGCGGUUCAAGAAAAUCCGCGUUCUUUACCGAUUCUGUUACUGGAAUUAGCGAUUCCCACGGGAAAGCUUCUUCAAGAUCUUGGAGUCGGUUUAGUGAGAAUCGCGUUGGAAUGCGAGAAGAAACCGAGCGAGAAAACCAAAAUCAUUGACGAACCGAUUUGGGCGUUGUAUUGUAACGGAAAGAAAUCUGGUUAUGGUGUGAAGAGACAACCAACGGAAGAGGAUCUUGUGGUGAUGCAGAUGCUUCAUGCUGUGUCGAUGGGAGCUGGUGUGUUACCGGUGAGCAGUGGUGCGACGGAGCAAAGCGGCGGAGGAGGAGGAGGACAACAAGAAGGAGAUUUGACGUACAUGAGAGCACAUUUCGAGAGAGUGAUUGGGUCAAGAGACUCGGAGACGUAUUACAUGAUGAAUCCUGAUGGGAACAGUGGACCUGAGCUUAGUAUCUUUUUCGUGAGGGUUUAAUAAAACGACGUCACUUUAGGGGAAACAUUACAUUACGU
Messenger RNA from Arabidopsis arenosa, 855 nucleotides. Lineage: Eukaryota; Viridiplantae; Streptophyta; Magnoliopsida; Brassicales; Brassicaceae. The record is from the annotation of a GenBank genome assembly.